AUGGCGGAGAAUCAGAACUGCGCGAGGAUGACGAGGGCGGCGACGAAACGAAAGGCGUCCAUGGCGUUUGCAACGGUGGAUGAAGACCCAACAGUUAGCAAGAAGAGAGUUGUUCUCGGUGAGCUUCCGAAUAUGUCCAAUGUCGCUGUUCAACUGAAACCCAAUCGGGAAAGAGAGAUCCUGAAGCCUAGUAAAUCAACUGUCUUCGCCGGGAAGAAGCAGAAGAAGAAAGCUCCAAUGCAUCCUGUGGCGGUUCUUCCACCGAGCGUAGAUUUCGAAUCGAGAUCUGUUGAUCCUCAGAUGUGUGGACCUUAUGUGACCGACAUCUCUGCGUAUCUUCGUGAAAUGGAGGGGAAGCCGAAGCAAAGACCUCUACAUGAUUAUAUUGAAAAGGUUCAGAGUGAUCUAACGCCGAACAUGAGAGGGGUUUUAGUGGACUGGUUAGUGGAGGUCGCCGAGGAAUACAAACUCGUCUCCGACACACUUUAUCUCACUGUCUCUUAUGUCGAUAGAUUUUUGUCUGCAAAUCCUAUUAACAGGCAAAGGCUUCAGCUUGUGGGAGUUUCUGCAAUGCUUAUUGCGUCGAAAUACGAAGAGAUAAGUCCUCCUAAAGUGGAAGAUUUUGUUUACAUCACUGAUAAUACGUUUACGAAACAAGAUGUGGUUUCGAUGGAGGCAGAUAUACUUCUUGCUCUACAGUUUGAAUUAGGAAGUCCAACUAUCAAAACAUUCCUAAGACGGUUCACAAGAGUUGCUCAAGAAGAUUUCAAUGAGUCACUAUUGCAGAUAGAGUUUCUCUGUUGCUAUCUAUCAGAACUGAGUCUGUUAGAUUAUAGCUGUGUGAAGUUUUUGCCAUCACUUUUAGCUGCUUCUGCCGUCUUUCUCGCACGAUUCAUUAUCCGUCCAAAACAAUAUCCUUGGAAUCAAAUGUUAGAAGAAUACACAAAGUACAAAGCAGCGGAUCUGCAACAAAGUGUGGGUAUCAUACAUGACUUAUAUCUAAGCAGAAGAGGACACGGUCUAGAAGCUGUGAGAAAUAAAUACAAGCAACAUAAGUUCAAGUGCGUUGCGACCACGCCUGUUUCACCUGAGCUACCUCUUGCCUUCUUUGAGGAUGUUACCAUUAGAGAAAAGGCUUAA
Messenger RNA from Thlaspi arvense, 1140 nucleotides. NCBI's taxonomy places the organism in Eukaryota, Viridiplantae, Streptophyta, Magnoliopsida, Brassicales, Brassicaceae. The record is from the annotation of a GenBank genome assembly.